Molecule: messenger RNA, 1803 nt
Organism: Sclerotinia sclerotiorum 1980 UF-70
Lineage: Eukaryota; Fungi; Ascomycota; Leotiomycetes; Helotiales; Sclerotiniaceae
Exons: 2
Coding region: 1-1803 (600 amino acids)
Biological process (GO): intracellular iron ion homeostasis; iron ion transport; copper ion import
Cellular component (GO): plasma membrane
Molecular function (GO): ferric-chelate reductase activity
Source: RefSeq, a predicted model, not a curated record
AUGACCUGGCCCUACCGCAUCUACUUCAACCACACCACUGCCGAAAAAGACCAAAGACGUAUACUCCUCGACCGUUAUGGACUCUACGCCCAACUUUCCAUCCUGAUCCCCAUCAUUUUGUAUAAUCUCUACCGUUUAGCAAUAUGGGUAUACUUUGAACGACAGCGAUCAAAAGUUGAUUACUCGGCUCUCCCCAGUUCUCCUGCUUUGAAGAAGAGGAGGAGUUCGAAGAGGGCGACGUGGGCAAGGAAGGGUAGAAGUUUAGCUUGGUGGUUAGCAGGGGAUGCGAAGAGCGGGUGGGGGAAGAGGGGUCAUUGGAUUGUUGCGGGGUUGUGGGGGGCUUGGUUGGCGUUUUUGUGUGUGCAUAGGACGGGUGAUGAUUAUUUCCAUAUAACCAAACGAUUUGGUAUAGUUGCGGCAUCACAACUUCCUGCUCAUUAUGCACUAUCCAUGAAGUCUUUAUAUUCACCACUUUCCGUAUUAUUCGGAUCAUCCCAUGAGCAGCUCAACACAUGGCACCGAAUAUCCGGUCGAGUCAUUUGGGCUCUUUUACUUUGCCACGCAAGCUGGUAUUUGAAUGCUUUUAUCCAAAUUGGAAAUUUAUCCGAGAAACUCACAACACCUAUAAUCAUCUUCGGGGUAGUUUCUUUCCAACUUAUCAACCUCCUCAUUAUCACAAGUUCAAAAGCUGUUCGUCGCUGGUCUUAUCGGGUAUUUUUUAUCAUUCACGUUUUUGUCGCCAUCACCAUAAUUCCUCUUCUAUUCUUCCAUGCUGCUCCUAUUCGCAUUUACAUAAUCGAAGCAAUCGCUCUUUUCCUAAUCGAUAUUGGCAUUCGCAAAUUUACUACUUUUACAGCUUUCGCUACCGUUCGAUCAGUGCCAAAAACUUCUCUGCUUGAAAUCACUAUUCCAGUUACUGAUUCCAAAAUUUCUCAAUUCCAAUACGCACCAGGUCAACAUGUCUAUCUGUCUAUUCCUCCAUCUUCCGUUCCUACAUCCGCCAAGUAUAACCGCCAUCUUCAUGAAUUUCUCUAUAAUCCAUUUACUAUCGCUUCCGUUACAGAUACACCAUCACCACAAAUCACCCUGACUCUGCGCACCCUCAAUGGCCCCACAACAUCUGCACUCUCCUCCUUGUCCCACCUCAGCAAAGCCCGCCCACCACUCAACAUCGAAGGACCGUACGGAACCUCCCGCAAAUUCCCCAACCUAGCCGAAAAAUUCGACAGAAUCUUACUCGUAGCCGGCGGCGUCGGCGCCACCUUUAUCCUCCCCAUCUACCGCGCCGCAAAAGAAGCAAUGGAAAACGAAGGCCGACAAAAUUCCACCGUAAGAAUGAUCUGGGUCAUGCGAGACGCUGCAGAAUCCUCCUGGGCACUAUCCCCACCAACCCAAACCUCCUCCGAAGAUGUUGACGAAGAACUUAAAUUCGAAAAUUCAAAUGAUGCAGAUAUAGAACUAUACAUUACCUCCCCGCAAACCUCUCACUCAACCGCUACUUCCCCUUCUUCUUCCAGUCCCCCUCAUACAUCAACAUCAACAUCAACAUCCACAUCUACCCACGAACCAAACAAUAUAGAAAUGCACACCCUCUCAACCCCCUCACUCCCCACACCGAAAAAAUACUCACGACCCGAUUUACGCGCGAUAGUCGACGAGACAUUUACACAGGGUCUUGAAGAACGCGUCGCGGUCUUGGUUUGUGGUCCCCCUGGUAUGGCGGAGGAGUUGAGGUCGUAUGUGGGGAUGUGGGUAAUGAGGGGGAGGAAUGUGUGGUGGCAUGAUGAAGGGUUUGGUUGGUAG